Messenger RNA from Seminavis robusta, 1182 nucleotides. Lineage: Eukaryota; Bacillariophyta; Bacillariophyceae; Naviculales; Naviculaceae. The record is from the annotation of a GenBank genome assembly.
AUGAAGAAGUCUCCACUCCUAUCGUUCUCCACAACAAUAACAACAAUCCUAACAGUAAUAUGGCCAACCUUCCAGCUUGGUUCCGUUUCUGCCGCUCUCUACGAGACGAUGCAGCGGGAACAAGAAGCCGAACGAGCCGCCAAGAAAUACAUGCUUCGACGAGAAUUGGAUGAACUCCGAACAUUUGGGGAUGUGGAGGAAUUCGAUGAACUGAUUGUACCCUCGAAUACAAUCCGCGGUGGUGAUGAAGCCACAGCAGGGUAUUUCCCGUGGUUCGUCGAACUCUUUGCAUUUCCCGACAAUGGCGAUGCCGCCAAUGCACGCCGGUGUGGUGGUGCCAUGAUUUCAGGAGACUUGGUAGUCACGGCCGCCAACUGUCUCUACGAUCUCAAUGGAAACUUUGCCGAUCGAUUACAGAGUUUUGCCAUUAUCAAACGAGAAAACAAUGUCCGAGUUGGAGAGGGAAUCUACCGAACCUGGGAGGUCAUACGGCCCAAUCCCGAUCACAGGUAUCCCAGUCUCAUCAAUAAUGUUGCCAUUAUUAAGAUCAGUGGCGUCAAGCUGUUCCCUGAAUACGAUAUUGGAGCGAUCAACUCGGAUACAUCCAUUCCCUCUGCCGGGACGACAGUGACCGGGAUGGGAUACGGUGCCAGUCCGCUCUUGAGUGCGGGCAAAAACAUUGUCACGGAGAAACUCAUGUUUGCCAACUUUACCGUGGUCCGACGAGGCACCAACUGUAAUAUCCCCGACAAUACCGGCUAUUUCUGUCUCAAUACGACCGAUUUUGCGCUCGACGAGGAAGACGUUGCCUUUUGCGCCGGCGACGAAGGAGCUCCGAUUGUGUUUGGAGACAAUAAGCUCGGGUACCAGGCAUUUUACGGAAUCUACAUGGGACAACCGGGAUUGUGUGGUGCUGGGAUCGAGAAUGCCAUUGUCCUGCGUGUGGCCGCAUAUUCCAACUUUAUCCUUCAAGUGGCUUGUGAAAUUGCCGAGGCUCGGUGUUUGGCGGCUUGUCCGCUCUUGGCAACGGCUACGGGAUUUGCCGCGGAGUCGAUUCAAUCACUGGCAAGGUUCGUUGGAACCAUGUACAAUACGGUGACGAGAAGAGGAGGAACAGUAGAUGAAGCAGAGGCUGAAGCAGAGGAAGAGGUCCCAGAAGAGGAAACGGACGAUUUACCGUAA